This is a messenger RNA of Paramisgurnus dabryanus, 3268 nucleotides long. RefSeq names its product TraB domain containing (gene trabd). The record is from RefSeq and is a predicted model, not a curated record. Lineage: Eukaryota; Metazoa; Chordata; Actinopteri; Cypriniformes; Cobitidae.
AGUCUGUAGCUGUAACUUUAAUCAUUUCAUUUCUGUGCCGAGGCUAGCGACUAAGUCUCGCUAGUUGCCUUUGUAUUUUAUACGUUUACACGUACCUAGUAAAAACAUGCAACGCUGAAAUCGUGACUAGUAGUGAAGGCAGAACUAGCCCACAUUACGUAGUCUUGGUCAGUUUCGUGAAGUUUUUUAAAGGAGAUUAUGUUAUGUUAGCCUAGCGUCAGCUAACAUCUGCGUGUGAGUGUGCGCAGUUAGCUUCUAGCCCAAACUACCUUAACAAGGAUCAUCCCAUUUCCAGCUUACAGCCCGGUUCGGUCCGGUGGGUUAUACAUCUGGGGGGAGUGGACAUCACGUCUACAAAGUCAAAUGUAGAGAGUUGAGUUUAUAAAACGGCACACAAUGGAAUUGGACAACAACUCAGAGGUUGACUCAGUUGGCCCACCAGAAGAUGACACGCAACCAGCAUUUCCUCUUGGACUAUCGGACUCCGAAGCAAUGGAAGUGUUGUGGCAGGUUCGUGCUCAAAGGCGGCAGGCGAAUCCCGAUUUGCCGGAGACUGUCACACGUCUUGUCACACCUGAGGGCAGUAUUGUUUACCUGGUUGGCACCGCUCACUUUAGUGAUAGCAGCAAGAAGGAUGUAGCCACUGCAAUCCAAGCAGUCCAGCCUGAUGUGGUGGUUGUAGAGCUAUGUCAGUACAGAGUGUCCAUGCUAAAGAUGGAUGAGAAAACGCUGCUAAAGGAGGCUAAAGACAUUAACCUGGAGAAGGUCCAGCAGGCCAUUAAACAGAAUGGAGUGAUGUCCGGCCUCAUGCAGAUACUGCUGCUCAAAGUCUCUGCUCACAUUACGGAGCAGCUGGGUAUGGCCCCGGGAGGAGAGUUUCGAGAAGCCUUUAAAGAGGCAGGAAAAGUGCCCUUCUGUAAGUUUCACCUUGGGGAUCGGCCCAUUCCGGUCACAUUUAAACGUGCAAUAGCUGCUCUGAGUCUGUGGCAGAAGGCUCGUCUGGCUUGGGGCCUGUGCUUCCUCUCUGACCCCAUCAGUAAAGAGGAUGUAGAGAAGUGCAAACAGAAGGAUCUCCUCGAGCAGACCAUGUCGGAAAUGAUCGGCGAGUUUCCAGCCCUCCACCGCACUAUCGUAGCUGAACGAGACAUCUACCUCACACACACACUUAGACAGGCUGCUCGUUGCGUGGAGGCGCCCCCUAAUGCUCAGAAAGUGCCUGCUGUAGUGGUCGGAGUGGUUGGGAUGGGUCAUGUUCCAGGCAUUGAAAAAAACUGGGACAAAGAACUCAACAUUCAUGAGAUCAUGAGCGUGGCUCCUCCCUCCCGUUUCGGCUGGGUGUUACGAAAGGUGUUGAAGGGAACCAUGUGGGGCCUUCUGGGUUACGCCUGCUUCCGUGCCAGCAAGGGCAUGGGCAGGGCAUUACUCUCAUUUCCCACAGUUCAGUCAUGGCUUAAAAAUAUACGAGUGCCUGCCGUUUGACCAUUAGUUUAUCGCCAAAGACUUUUCAACAGUGAGAUCAGGAUCUCACACUGAACACCAACAGCCUUAAGUAGAGGAUGUAGAGGGAAAGAUUAUGAGCAAUCAUGGCCUCGAUCCCAUAUGACGCGUACUGAGUUGUAUGGGUGGAAGCCUUUGACCAGACCUCUAUUAAACCUCUGCCCAUCUCCUUUGUGAACCUGUGGAUGCAGAGUUGUACUGCCAAAGAUAUCGGACCGUGCUUUUCUUUCCUCUUUUCCUCAGUUUUAAAGUAAGAUACUCCGUGCCAUUAGUUGAAGCGGCAUUGCCCUCCCCUUCAAAUGAUAUCACCUAACUUGAAUUGAAUGAAGUUUUAUUUUCCUGUCAUUAUGUGGUUUGGUUAACUUGUAGGAUGGAGUUUAGCAGUACAGUAUUACUAUUCACUGUAAGUCCACUUUUAAAUAUGUGAUAUACUCUGGCAACAACCUGUGGUUUAUUAAGGAUAAAUACUGUAGAUAAAGGCACCUCUUAUUCAAGAGGCUAAAGUGAAUGCAGCAGUGUCCCGGAUACAACCAAUUUGUAAAACAUGCACUGUGUUGGAAGUGCCAUAAGAGCGUUUAUAAAGAGUAAUAUGAAUCAGAUAGGGAUCAGGUUAAGAUCUAACUGAUAUGUUGCAUGUGUUCAAUGUGUUUAUCCAAGAAAUGAGAAGGAAAAGGCAUCUUUCUGCAUGAUUUCAUGUGGAGAUUACUCAAAAGGUAUUCAGCACCCUGAUAGAUAAUGUCAAAGUACUGCCAUCUAUGGUGCAGUAAAAUAACAGAUUGUUGCAAACUAAAAGAAAAGUAAUUUAAAAUAAUUGAGUGAAAAUUAUUAAAUUACCCCAUAGUACAGUUCCCCAAAUUUUAAGGUUUGUUACAAAUGCUGCUGUCUUUCAGUAAAUGAAAACACUUAGUAAGGUGUCUUAACUGUGUCUUCCUUUCAACUUUAUGCAGUGCUACUGUUGAACUGAAUUACAUAAGACAUUACUGAUCAUUAUUGAAGUUUUACAAUGUCCUUUGUUUCUAACCUCUCAUUUUUAAACAUUGUGUACUUUUUGGAAAAGAGAAUAAAUGGUCCUACUUUAUAUGUUGUAAUUUUUUGUCUGUCAACAAUCCAAACAAAUUUUUAAAGUCAUCUGAAUAACAUAGAAUUCAUAUCAAAUGUCUAGCAUGUGAUGUCUCCAUUUGUCAUAAAUACAAGGAAAAGUUUUGAAUAUGUAAAUUGCUUAUUCGCCAUGUAUAUUAUAAGGCAGUGGUUUUCCAAAUAUGAUGCCAAGGACCCCCAGAUAUUUACUUUUUGCGAGGGAUCCCUACCUAAAAUAUAUAAAUCUAUGUAUUUUAUGCACAGUGAAUAUAAUUGGCCACACUUGAAGUAAUGCUGGGUGUAUGACCCAGCACUCUUUUUUGGGGGGGUUGCUUUAUGUUAGGUCAAAUAUGGACAAACCCAACUGUUUGGUUGUAAAUAAACAUGUGCAGGGUUGUUUUAACCCAAAUGCUGGGUUGUUUCAACUCACGGCUGUGUAACAUCAAUCCAGCAUAGGUUUAUCUGGAUCGGAUUGACACAACCAUCCCUUACAAACCCCAAUGAAUGAGAUAAAGGGGACUGUAAUAGGAAAAUAACACACUAGAAGGGUACAAAACAAAUAUAAAUGAUUCUGAAAUGUAUGUAGAAAGAAAUAAGUGUCUAAUAAAUAGGUUGAAUAAUAUUUAUAACUUUUUCUGGGGAAUGUAUGUAGCAAGAAAUGAGAGAUGACGCCUAAUAAAAACAUGUUAUAUUA